Spinacia oleracea (spinach) is the source of this 3268-nucleotide messenger RNA. Its product is annotated as phosphoenolpyruvate carboxylase 1. Gene Ontology annotation, molecular function: phosphoenolpyruvate carboxylase activity. Gene Ontology annotation, cellular component: cytosol; apoplast; chloroplast. The record is from RefSeq and is a predicted model, not a curated record. The coding region runs from base 154 to 3057 and encodes 967 amino acids. The transcript has 10 exons. Gene Ontology annotation, biological process: carbon fixation; leaf development; tricarboxylic acid cycle. NCBI's taxonomy places the organism in Eukaryota, Viridiplantae, Streptophyta, Magnoliopsida, Caryophyllales, Amaranthaceae.
CAUCAAAAUCAGUCUACACACUAUCCCUAUUUCACUGCAAUUCUCUCUCCUCUUCACCCCUCUUCUCUUUCUCAUCAUCAUAAAAACACUUUUUCACUACUCCCCUUCUUCAAUUCACUUUGUAGAAAAAACCCAAAAAGUAAUAAUAUUAUCAUGGCUACUGUGAAGUUGGAGAAAUUGACAUCAAUCGAUGCGCAAUUGAGACUGCUUGCGCCUGGAAAAGUUUCGGAAGAUGAUAAGCUUGUUGAGUAUGAUGCUUUGUUGCUUGAUCGUUUCCUCGAUAUUCUAGAGUCUUUACAUGGCGAAGACAUCAGAGAAACGGUUCAAGAACUGUAUGAGCAUGCUGCUGAAUAUGAAAGGACCCGCGAUACUAAGAAGUUGGAGGACCUGGGAAACUUGAUAACCAGUUUGGAUGCUGGAGAUUCUAUUGUGGUCACAAAAUCUUUUUCACACAUGCUUAAUCUGGCCAACCUAGCUGAGGAAGUUCAGAUUGCUUACCGUAGGAGAAUAAAAAAACUGAAGAAAGGGGAUUUAGCAGAUGAAAGUUCUGCAAUUACUGAAUCAGAUAUUGAAGAAACGCUAAGGAGGCUGGUGGUGGAUAUGAAGUAUUCCCCUGAAGAAGUUUUUGAUACAUUGAAAAACCAGACAGUGGACUUGGUGCUUACGGCUCAUCCUACCCAAUCUGUCCGCAGGUCUUUGCUUCAGAAACAUGGCAGGAUAAGAGAUUGUCUGACACAGUUGUAUGCCAAAGAUAUUACCCCUGAUGAUAAGCAGGAACUUGAUGAAGCUCUCCAAAGAGAGAUACAAGCUGGAUUCCGCACAGAUGAAAUCAGGAGGACACAGCCAACUCCACAGGAUGAGAUGAGGGCAGGAAUGAGCUACUUCCACGAGACAAUUUGGAAAGGUGUUCCAAAAUUUCUAAGACGUGUGGAUACAGCAUUGAAGAACAUAGGAAUUAAUGAACGUGUUCCCUAUAAUGCCCCCCUCAUUCAGUUCUCUUCUUGGAUGGGUGGUGAUCGAGAUGGAAAUCCAAGAGUAACCCCAGAAGUUACUAGAGAUGUGUGCUUGUUGGCUAGAAUGAUGGCUACUAAUAUGUAUUUCUCUCAGAUAGAAGACCUCAUGUUUGAGCUCUCCAUGUGGAGAUGCAAUGAUGAACUUCAAGCUCGAGCGCACGAAAUUCAUAAACAUUCGAAGACGGAUGCCAAACACUAUAUUGAAUUCUGGAAACGAAUUCCUCCAAAUGAGCCAUACCGUGUUAUUCUUGCUGAUGUGAGGGAUAAGCUCUAUAACACACGUGAACAUGCUCGUCAGUUAUUGUCAAAUGAGACCUCUGACGUCCCUGAGGAAUUGACCUUCACCCAUGUUGAUCAGUUUCUGGAGCCUCUUGAGCUAUGCUACAGAUCGCUCUGUGCUUGUGGUGAUCGGCCUGUUGCCGAUGGAAGUCUUCUUGAUUUUAUGCGACAAGUUUCGACUUUUGGGCUUGCUCUUGUAAAGCUUGAUAUUAGGCAAGAAUCAGAUAGGCACACUGAUGUUAUGGAUGCCAUUACUAGGCACCUAGACGUCGGAUCCUACCGUGAAUGGUCAGAGGAGAAGCGACAGGAGUGGCUUUUAUCUGAACUUAGUGGAAAACGUCCUUUGUUUGGCUCUGAUCUCCCCAAAACUGAAGAAAUUGCUGAUGUUUUGGACACUUUUCGUGUAAUCUCAGAACUUCCAUCAGAUAGCUUUGGUGCAUACAUCAUCUCCAUGGCUACUGCACCAUCUGAUGUGCUUGCUGUUGAACUUUUGCAACGUGAAUGCCAUAUUAAGAAUCCUUUAAGGGUUGUCCCUUUGUUUGAGAAACUUGCUGAUCUGGAGGCUGCUCCUGCUGCCCUGACUCGCCUCUUCUCCAUAGAUUGGUACAAAAAUAGGAUUGAUGGGAAGCAAGAAGUCAUGAUUGGAUACUCUGACUCCGGUAAGGAUGCUGGUCGUCUCUCAGCUGCGUGGCAGUUGUACAAAGUUCAGGAAGAGCUGAUAAAAGUAGCCAAGGAAUUUGGUGUGAAACUUACCAUGUUUCAUGGGCGAGGAGGAACUGUAGGAAGAGGAGGGGGUCCUACUCAUCUUGCCAUAUUAUCUCAGCCACCUGAUACUAUUCAUGGAUCACUUCGUGUUACUGUACAAGGUGAGGUAAUUGAACAAUCAUUUGGAGAGGAGCAUUUAUGUUUUAGGACAUUGCAACGGUACACAGCUGCUACACUUGAGCAUGGAAUGCAUCCCCCAAUCUCUCCUAAGCCAGAAUGGCGUGCACUUUUGGACGAGAUGGCUGUUGUUGCCACCAAGGAAUACCGCUCUGUUGUUUUUCACGAGCCUCGCUUUGUCGAAUACUUCCGCCUUGCGACACCGGAGUUGGAGUAUGGACGCAUGAAUAUUGGAAGCCGUCCUGCAAAGAGAAAGCCAAGCGGUGGAAUUGAAUCUCUGCGUGCAAUUCCUUGGAUAUUUGCAUGGACACAAACGAGAUUCCACCUACCGGUGUGGCUUGGAUUUGGAUCAGCUUUUAAACAUGUCCUUGGGAAAGACAUAAGGAAUCUAAAGAUGCUUAAAGAGAUGUACAAUGAAUGGCCUUUCUUUAGGGUGACUAUUGACUUGCUUGAAAUGGUUUUCGCAAAGGGGGACCCUGGAAUUGCUGCUUUGUACGACGACCUUCUGGUGUCAGAGGAAUUGAAGUCCUUUGGGAAACGCUUGAGGGAAAUUUAUGAAGAAACUCAGCACCUUCUCUUAGAGGUAGCUGGGCAUAGGGACCUGCUGGAUGCAGAUCCUUACUUGAAACAGAGACUCCGACUUCGUGAUCCUUACAUUACAGCAUUAAAUGUCUGCCAAGCAUAUACCUUGAAGCGGAUUCGUGAUCCAAGCUUCCAUGUAACCGAGAGGCCACACUUAUCAAAGGACAUAAUAAUGGAGUCAAAGAAUCCAGCUUCCGAGCUCGUCAAGCUUAAUCCUACCAGUGAGUAUCCUCCUGGUCUUGAGGACACAAUUAUCCUGACUAUGAAGGGUAUUGCUGCUGGUAUGCAGAACACUGGUUAACUCACUCAGACCAUAUAUUUUAUUUAUCAUCUGGUUUUCCAGUGAUCCUAUUACUGGCCAUCAUUGGGAUUUGGGAUAGAUCUUUUGCUUUUGUACUAAACAACACUUUUUGCUUAAUGAAACUCUUUUCCUUUGUUUUGUUUAACGAUGACUUGCAAAACUGUUUUUUUUUAUUUAUAAUGAAUAUAUAUGUUUGUUAUUUUGGAAACCA